This is a messenger RNA of Aureobasidium subglaciale EXF-2481, 560 nucleotides long. RefSeq lists its product as uncharacterized. The record is from RefSeq and is a predicted model, not a curated record. The transcript has a single exon. Lineage: Eukaryota; Fungi; Ascomycota; Dothideomycetes; Dothideales; Saccotheciaceae. The coding region runs from base 229 to 534 and encodes 101 amino acids.
UGUACCGUUGGUGUCACGAGCUUACGCACCACUAAGCACUCUGCAUGUAAAUACUCAAGCUAGGUCUCGUCUGCUCACCUCUUUCUUUUUCCUUUGUGCGAAUAUACCUCCACACCUUUGCUGUUCCAUACCACUCGCUCCAUCAGUCUCUCGCUACUAGUCUAAACGGAUACAUCACACACCUAUAAUACCCAUCAACUACACCGCCUUCCUAUAUAUUCUAUCACCAUGGCACUUAGUAACGGAGCUAUCAUCGUCAUCGUCAUCGUUUGCUGCGGCGCAUUUGUCUGCUGCCUAGGAGCAGUGGGCUGGGUCUAUCGCCGACAAGACUUUGACCAACAAGGCGUGAACCACGGCUGGCAACCCACCAACGAUCAAAGCGAUUACAUGCGAGAAAUCAGACAGAAGAAUCAGAAGGGCAUGCUCCAUGCCGCACGAUACCACAAGAGAUCUCUGAGUUCGCAGCCUUCGCGAUCGGACUUCACAAGUGAUUGGAGAAGUCCGAGCAGAAGCGAGGCUAUCAGUCCUGUUUGAUUGAGCUGAGUAUAUGCGAUGCUCUU